UGCACACUCUCUCUGACAAAUAAAUAAAUAGAAUGAAAGAAAAAUAAAAACUUUCAAACAAAAACAGAGAAUAUCAUUAAAGGAAAGUUUCAAAAGAUCUACUUUGAGCAAAAGGAAAAUGACUCUAGAUACUAGGUAUAUUCUCCUGGGAGGAAGAUCGGGAACUGGGCUGGAGAGAACUCUUUCGCGGGAAAAUCUGCUUACCUCUGAGGUGUCUGGCAUUUACUCCUUUUUCAGAUCUGUCGAUUCUUACUCUCAUGCCAACUCAGUGAUACCUUUUAAGUUAUUCAGAAUAUGUUAUCUGGCAUGUUCGUUGUUUCAUGUGGGCAGGAUUGUUUGGGCAUCUAAACCCCCCACCUGCAGGGGAUCAAAGUCCUCCAACAGAACUCUUUCAGGAAACUCUGCCUGCCCACUCUGUAUGGAGUCCCUGUUAGCUGUCCGCAUGGCGUGCUGUAGCACACAUACCAUAUUUUUACACGUAUUUAUAUGCUCUUUAAAUUAAUUGUCUACUUACCCCAUUAGAUAUCUAGGGGCCAGGUCUGUAUUGUUCUCUAUUUUAUUCCCACACCUUAGCAAGUGCCUGGCACAAAGCACAUACUCGGUAGACAUUUAUUGAAUAAAUGAUUAGAUGAAUAAUUAAUUUUGAGUGAGAAGCCAAUAUUAGGUAUUAAGUCAAGCACAGCUGUGUGUCUCUGCUUCCGGUCCGGCCAUUGGAGGUGCUGCUGCAGGGCUGGUGAAUUCCCACAGAACUAUGCUGUGUAAUGUGAUAGCCAUUAGCUGCAUGUGGCUAUUUAAAUUAUUGAAAUUAAUUAAAAUCACAUAAAAGAAGAAAUUCAAUUCCUUAGUCACACUGGCCACAUUUCAAGUGGCUAGUGGCUAUCCUAUUGGACAGUGCAGACAUAGAACUUUUCCAUUAUCACAGAAAGUUCUAUUGGAAGGGCUGCCAUAGAGUUUGCAAGAAUUCUGAAGUGCUCUUCUCUCUUUCUCUUUCUCUUUUGCUCCUGCUCUCGAUCUUUCUCUCUCUCUCUCUCCCCAUCCCUAAACCAAAAAGACAGGGAUAGUUGUCUUAUUAUUAGUGACUUAAAUGAUGCUUUUGAACAAGAAGAUGCUGGGUACUUUUGGUGACUAGCACCAUCCCACUUUUUUCUUCUAAAUUCCCAAGCUGUUGUUUACUAGUACACUCUUUUAAUCCUAUUUCUACUGAAGCUGACUGUUACUUGGGUGGAAAGCCUAAUUGCUUUCUUUUCUAGGUCCUUAAACCCUUUGCUAAUGUUUCUGUCUGCGAGUUCCCAAAGCCAGGGUUCUAGGAGAGUUUGGCAUGUCUGAGCAGCUGAACCACGAAAUAAUGGAGUAGGUCCGGCGGGGUGUGGGAGCAGGGUAUUCUGUCAAUAAAAGAGCUCCCCUCUCCACACACAUGGCCAGUUAAUUGGCCAUUCUGGGAAAGGAUGGAUGGGGAGGGUAGCUUCUGAGAAUCGCCGGUGACAGUUAAGUGGCCUUUUGUUGACGUCCUCUGCUGAACAACUUUGUUGGAUUUAGUCUGCUUUUCCUCGGCCUCCUGUGGAUUUUCUGUUAGAUUCAUUUACCAUUCAGGCAUCAUCUUUCACUCUCCCCUUCCAAUAUGACUGCUUUGUGUGCUGGCCUCGGCUUUAUUCCCACUCUCCCCAGACCAUAAAGGGGGCUGUGUGGGGCUUCGGCAGCACCGAGGAAUUGACUCUGCUUUCUGUCGAGAACCAUAAUGAUUGCAGUGACCUUGGUGUCUAGCAGAAAAUGCACUACCUGCACCAGCCUAACGGCGACUGGCUGAAGAUAGAGGAAAGGGAGUCUUCCCCGAAUUCCUUCUCAUGCUAUCUAUUUCCUUGGUUCCCCUCUCCGUUCCCUUCUGUCCUCCUUCUCCCUGCUGCAACUGGAGUCCUGACCUAAGAUGCAUCUGUGACUAAGCAUUAAUGCUCUGAAAUAAUAAUACAUUCUAUUUUGCAGGCUUGGCCAAGCCAGUUCACCCAAGUUGUCUCAUCUAAUACCCCCCCAAACCCCUGUGAGGUAGGGAGGGGAGAUAUUAUUAACCCCAUUUUUCUGAUGAGUAAACUGAGACUUAGAGAGAUUAGGGCAGUUGCCCUCAGUCUUUUAGACGGGAAGUGAGCACGCGGCCUCUGUCUCUAAACCCAGUGUUCUUUCCAUGGCGUCCACACCCUUAUGUGUAAGGAGGACAUGGCCCAGGGGAAGUGUGAGUGGAUGGAAAGGUAGAAGGAGAGCAAAAGAGAAGAGUUCGAUGAGGAGGGAGGAAAGAAGUGAUUUCCUUGGGGCUCUAGCUGUUCUCAUCUUUCUGUGGAGAUGGAGAAUUUGAUGCUCACCAGAGGCUGGCCCAGCAAACCUCCAGGGAGGGAAGAAAGCUAAAGCCUUGUCUUCCUCUUUCCCUCUUUCCUCUUCCCGGGGUGGGGGUGCGGAUUUACCUAGCAGUGGGGAGGGGUGGCUCUAGCUCUCCCCAGGCCCUGCGUGUGAGAGUCACACGCUGGGUCUCCCCAGAGAGAACCUAACGCCCGUUCUCAGGCCGGACCUGCUGGCCUUUAGGUGCUGCGUUGUCCUGAGGCCUGGGCCAUGCCUGCACGCGAGGAAGGGCCCUGAAGCUCGCGUGGAGUUAGACGCAUGCCGAGCAGCCCUGGAGGGGGCGUGGGCCCUGGCCUGUGCCCUGUGGACAGGUGGACGCUUCUGGUCUUCAGCUUUAUCCUGGCAGCAGCUUUGGGUCAAAUGAAUUUCACAGGGUGCCCUCGGCCUGGUGUCUUCUCACUCAACCUCCUCCAAGCAACUCAGCCUUCCAGGAAGCCCUCUCCACAGCUCCCUCUGCCCUCCCUGUGUCUUUCCAGAGACCAGGUUCUUCGAGUCCUGGCUAAAAAUGAGAAGCAGCUUUCAAUUCUCAGGGACCUGGAGGGCCUGAAGCCCCAGAAGGUGGAUUUCUGGCGUAGCCCAGCCAGGCCCAGCCUCCCUGUGGAUAUGAGAGUUGCUUUCUCGGAACUGAAGGACAUCAAAGCUUACCUGGAGUCUCACGGCCUUGCUUACAGCAUCAUGAUAAAGGACAUCCAGGUGCUGCUGGACGAAGAGAGAGAAGCCAUGGCAAAGGCCCGCCGGCUGGAGCGCAGCACCAGUAGCUUCAGCUACUCCUCUUACCACACCCUGGAGGAGAUAUAUAGCUGGAUUGACAACUUCGUAACUGAGUAUUCAGAUAUUGUUUCAAAAAUUCGGAUUGGCCACAGCUUUGAAAAUCGGUCCAUUCUUGUCCUGAAGUUCAGCACUGGAGGCUCUCAGCGCCGGGCCAUCUGGAUUGACACUGGUAUCCACUCCCGGGAGUGGAUCACCCAUGCCACUGGCAUCUGGACCGCCAAGAAGAUUGUCAGUGAAUAUGGCAAAGACCACACCCUGACAAAUAUCCUGAAUGCCAUGGACAUCUUCAUGGAGAUUGUCACCAACCCUGAUGGGUUUGCAUUCACCCACAGCAUGAACCGCCUGUGGCGGAAGAACAAAUCCAGCAGACCUGGAAUCUUUUGCAUUGGCGUGGAUCUGAACAGGAACUGGAAGUCAGGCUUUGGAGGAAAUGGUUCUAAUAACAACCCCUGCUCAGAGACUUACCGCGGGCCCUCCCCUCAGUCGGAGCCAGAGGUGGCUGCCAUUGUGGACUUCAUCACCACCCAUGGGAACAUUAAGGCUCUGAUCUCCAUUCACAGCUACUCUCAGAUGCUCAUGUACCCUUACGGCCACUCACUGGAGCCGGUUCCAAACCAGAAGGAGUUGUACCAUCUUGCCAAGGACGCAGUGCAGGCCUUGUCUGAGGCCCACGGGAUCGAGUACAUUUAUGGCAGCAUCAGCAACACCCUCUAUGUGGCCAGCGGGAUCACUGUGGACUGGGCCUAUGACAGUGGCAUCAAAUACUCAUUCACCUUCGAGCUCCGGGACACGGGGCGCUAUGGCUUCCUGCUGCCGGCCUCCCAGAUCGUCCCCACGGCCCAGGAGACGUGGCUGGCGCUUCGGACCAUCAUGGAGCACACCCUGAAUCACCCCUACUAGCGACACCACUGAGGGCACAGCAGGAGCAUUCAUUCCCUUCCGCGAGGCCUGGGGCUCCUCCUGAAACCCAAGUGAUACAUCGUCCUCCCCACACCCUUACCCUGACCCCUGAGGAAAUAAAUAACAAGUUUGA
Ailuropoda melanoleuca (giant panda) is the source of this 4186-nucleotide messenger RNA. RefSeq names its product carboxypeptidase A5 (gene CPA5). Gene Ontology annotation, molecular function: zinc ion binding; metallocarboxypeptidase activity. The record is from RefSeq and is a predicted model, not a curated record. The transcript has 11 exons. Gene Ontology annotation, biological process: proteolysis. NCBI's taxonomy places the organism in Eukaryota, Metazoa, Chordata, Mammalia, Carnivora, Ursidae. The coding region runs from base 2641 to 4053 and encodes 470 amino acids.